AGAAAAACAAAAACAAAAUUAAGAAACAAGAUGGUGUCUCGAGAGAAAACCGAGUCAGUGCCAUCUAAAUCGAGUAGUAAUAUACAUGUAAUAUUCCGGUUCGCAGAUUGGAUAGAUGUAGUUCUGAUGGUACUUGGUACGGUGGGAGCCAUUGGAGAUGGCAUGUCCACGAAUGUGGCGCUAGUGUUCGCAAGCAAGAUCAUGAAUAGCUUGGGAUAUGGUCAACACGAUCCUCGUUCCACUACUUUCAAGGACGAGGUUCAAAAGUGCAGCUUAUACUUUGUAUACUUGGGCUUGGCAAUCCUGGGAGUGGCAUUUAUGGAGGGGUAUUGUUGGAGCAAAACAAGUGAGAGACAAGUUGAAAAGAUUCGUCGAACAUAUCUUGAAGCUGUUCUCCGACAAGAAGUUUCUUUCUUUGACUCAGAAGAUGCUUCCAUUUCCGGAAUCAUCCACGCCAUUUCUACUGAUACUUCUCUCAUCCAACAACUUCUUAGUGAAAAGGUGCCCAUAUUCUUGAUGCACACAUCAGUUUUCAUCACAGGUCUCGUCUUUGCAGCAUACUUCUCAUGGAGACUAACCAUCGUGGCCCUCCCAACACUUGUUCUUCUUCUAAUCCCAGGACUGAUCUAUGGCAAAUACUUAGUUUACUUAUCUAAGAAAUCCUUUAAGGAAUACGCGAAAGCAAACUCGAUCGUGGAACAAGCUUUAAGUUCUAUCAAGACCAUUUUUUCAUUCACGGCCGAGACUCAAAUCAUCAAAAACUACUCAGAGAUCUUGGAAAGACACAAGAAGCUUGGGCUAAAGCAAGGUGUCGCAAAAGGUUUGGCUGUGGGAAGCUCAGGAAUUUCAUUCACCAUUUGGGCUUUUCUUGCUUGGUACGGAAGCAGAUUGGUUAUGCACAAACAAGAAACCGGUGGACGCAUUUACGCAGCAGGGAUCUCUUUCAUCUUGAGUGGCCUUUCUCUAGGGAUGGCACUUACAGAAAUUAGAUAUUUUUCAGAGGCUUCAGUUGCGGCGGCUCGAAUAUAUUCAAGGAUCGAUAGAAUUCCAGAGAUAGAUGGUGAGGACACGACAAAAGGAUUCAUACCAAAAGAAAAAAUGGAGGGAAGAGUAGAGUUUGAGCAUGUAACCUUCAGAUAUCCUUCUCGUCUUAAAUCCAUAAUUCUCAAGGACUUCACUCUCAGAGUCGAUCCUGGGAAAACCGUAGCUCUGAUGGGAGCUAGUGGGAGUGGUAAAUCAACAGUGAUCGCAUUGCUGCAACGGUUCUAUGAUCCAACAGAAGGGUUUGUGAGGAUCGAUGGGUUUGACAUCAAGACCCUUCAGUUGAAAUGGAUGAGAGGGAAAAUCGGUGUUGUGAGUCAAGAGCAUGCUUUGUUUGGGACGUCCAUAAAGGAAAAUCUAAUGUUUGGGAAAGAUAAUGCAUCAAUGGAUGAAGUCAUUUCAGCUGCAAAGGCUGCUAAUGCUCACAACUUUAUAACACAAUUGCCUGAUGGUUAUGAGACAAAGAUAGGCGAUCGUGGAGGGCUUUUGUCGGGAGGUCAGAAGCAACGUAUUGCAAUUGCGCGUGCGAUUAUUAGAAAUCCGGUGAUAUUACUUCUAGAUGAAGCAACAAGUGCACUAGAUGGAGAAUCUGAAACAUUGAUUCAAAAUGCACUUGAUCAAGUUUCCGCGGGACGAACUACACUGGUGGUGGCGCAUAAGCUUUCAACAGUUAGAGGAGCGAAUCUCAUUGCUGUGUUAGAAAAUGGUUCCAUUAAAGAAAUGGGUUCUCAUAAAGAUUUGAUGACGAAAAACAACCAUUACUCAAAACUUGUAAAACUUCAAAGACAAGUCAGCCAUGAACAUCAGCAAGAUGGGGUCAAAACUCUUGAGAGACGACAAUCUUGGUCAGCCAAGAACAGUUUCAACAGGCUAAGCAUAAGGUCUACUCCUGAUCUCACUGCUUCUCCAAACACAUUCAAGAGAAUUCAUGCAGCAGGAACCGAUGAUAAUUUCCCUUCUACUUCUUUCACUCGGCUUCUUCCGUUGGUUUCCCCUGAGUGGAAAUCUGCUCUCGUUGGUUGCAUAACAGCUGCAGUUUUUGGUGCAAUCCAACCAGUUUACGCCUUAAACAUCGGUGGUAUGAUCUCUGCUUUUUUCGCCAAAAGCUCACGAGAAAUGCAGGACAAGAUACGAAUUUACUCCUUAAUCUUCAUUUCACUCACCUUUAUCUCCAUCACCCUUAAUCUCCUUCAGCAUUACAGCUUUGCCAAAAUGGGUGAAAGACUAAUGCAAAGACUUCGGUUGAGAAUGCUAGAAAAGAUCUUCACCUUUGAGCCCGCAUGGUUUGAUGAGGAAGAGAACUAUAGCGGUGAGCUUUGUUCAAGACUUAGUAAUGAAACAUCUGUUGUGAAGUCAAUAGUAGCCGACAGAAUCUCCUUGCUAGUCCAGACCAUUUCAGGUGUUACAAUCGCUAUGAUCAUCGGUCUACUAGUUGCUUGGAAACUCGCGUUGGUCAUGAUCGCUGUCCAGCCUCUCUCUGUCCUCUGCUUCUACACCAAAAAAGUUUUGCUCUCCAGCAUUGCUCACAACUACGCCUAUGCUCAAAAUCGUAGCUCACAGAUUGCAUCAGAAGCUGUUUACAACCACAAGAUUGUUACAUCCUUAGGGUCCACGAAAAAGACUAUAGAAAUAUUUGACAAGGCUCAAUAUGAGGCGAGAAGAAAGGGUAGGAAGGCAGCAUGGCUCGCAGGGUUUGGGAUGGGAUCGGCGCAGUGCCUUACCUUUAUGACAUGGGCGUUAGACUUUUGGUAUGGAGGAGUGUUGGUUCAAAAGGGAGAAAUCUCGGCCGGUGAUGUAUUCAAGACGUUCUUUGUAUUGGUUAGCACUGGUAAGGUUAUUGCGGAGGCAGGAAGCAUGACCUCUGACCUUGCCAAGGGCUCCGCCGCCAUUUCUUCCGUCUUCAAGAUCCUUGACCAUCCUUCACCUCAAGACGAUACAAACCGGGGAGCAAAGUUUGAGACAAUAACCGGGAGAAUAGAGCUAAAGAAGAUUGAUUUCUCUUAUCCAAACCGGCCCAGUAUUCCGGUGCUCCAACAGUUUUCCUUGGACAUCAAGCCUGGAACUAGCAUUGGCUUAGUCGGGACAUCAGGGUGUGGAAAAUCAACAGUGAUCGCUUUGAUCCAACGCUUUUAUGACGUGAAAAAGGGGUGUGUGAAAAUAGAUGGCGUGGAUUUGAGAGAAAUAAAUAUAAAAUGGUAUAGAAAACAUACUGCACUAGUGAGCCAGGAGCCAGUUGUUUAUUCUGGAAGUAUCCGAGAUAAUAUUAUGCUUGGACGGCCCGAAGCGACCGAGGAUGAAGUUGUUGAGGCUGCAAAAGCCGCCAAUGCUCAUGAUUUCAUCUCGGCAAUGGAGAAAGGAUAUGAAAUGCAGUGUGGAGAAAGAGGAGUGCAACUUUCAGGUGGUCAAAAACAGAGGCUAGCUAUCGCUAGAGCCUUUCUGAGAAACCCUGUGAUACUUCUACUUGACGAGGUUACGAGUUCCUUGGACUCUGACUCAGAGCAGGCUGUUCAGGAGGCUUUAGCUCGGAUCAUGGCUAGCCGGAAGAUGACUACUGUAGUAGUAGCUCACCGCCUUAACACCCUGAAGAAGUUAGACCGCAUCGCGGUGAUUGCAGAUGGAACUAUGGUGGAGACAGGGAGAUACGACCGCCUGAAGAACAAUGGAGACCAGUUCUCAAGACUUGUUCAUGCUCAUGAUCUCAAAUCUUGAAAAAAAAUUCUUCAGAAUAAGAUUAAUUAUGGACUGAAUAAAGUUAUAUUGUGUACUAUUACUUUUUUUUUUCUUCUCAAAAUUUUGUACCAAUACUUGAUAUGAAAUUUAGAUAUCUUAAUAUGUCCAGUAACUUAUACAAAAUAUGUUGUUUGAUACAUCUUAACUUACAGAGUUUAAAGUAAA
Thlaspi arvense is the source of this 3936-nucleotide messenger RNA. The record is from the annotation of a GenBank genome assembly. NCBI's taxonomy places the organism in Eukaryota, Viridiplantae, Streptophyta, Magnoliopsida, Brassicales, Brassicaceae.